Ctenopharyngodon idella (grass carp) is the source of this 1060-nucleotide messenger RNA. It is a transcript of the gene dusp29, whose product is annotated as dual specificity phosphatase 29. Gene Ontology annotation, biological process: negative regulation of MAPK cascade; protein dephosphorylation. Bases 215 to 832 code for a protein of 205 amino acids. The transcript has 3 exons. Gene Ontology annotation, molecular function: MAP kinase phosphatase activity; protein tyrosine/serine/threonine phosphatase activity. Gene Ontology annotation, cellular component: cytoplasm. The record is from RefSeq and is a predicted model, not a curated record. NCBI's taxonomy places the organism in Eukaryota, Metazoa, Chordata, Actinopteri, Cypriniformes, Xenocyprididae.
UAGUCCACUCAGCUCAGCACCUCUCAAACCAACCUGAACACAAAAAUACAGAGAAAGAGACUGAUAUUGAACUCGUUCUGACAUCGAUUCUGAUACUCAAAGAACGUCCAGCUGUUGAUUUACAUGUGAAAUGGGACGCCUUUCUCCGUUCAACUCUGCUUUUGGGUCUUAUAUUUACUCUCUCAUGCUGUUUUAAACGAAUGCGCGGUUGAAAAUGACCUCACGGAGGAAGUUUGGAGUGAAGUCUGAGGUGAGUGAAGUGAAAGAGGAAUAUGUGACACCAAACGGAUACGAGCUGGAGAAACACCUCACGCACGGCAGCGUCGCCUACACACACGUCAAUGAGGUCUGGCCCAACGUCUACAUUGGAAACGAAGAGACUGCGAAAGACCGAUACAAGCUGAAGACGAUGGGUAUCACGCACAUCUUGAACGCUGCGGAGGGCGAGUGGAACAGUGUGGACACGGGCGCAGAAUACUAUAGAGACAUGGACGUGCAUUACUACGGGAUCACAGCGGAGGACGUUCCUACAUUCAACCUCAGCCAGUACUUCUAUUCUGCUGCUGAAUACAUCCACCAGACCCUCGCAAGCCCACAGAAUAAGCUUCUUGUUCACUGCGUGAUGGGCCGCAGUCGCUCGGCCACACUCUUCCUGGCUUACUUGAUGAUCUACGAGAACAUGACAGUUGUAGACGCCAUUGAUCACGUCAAACGGCGGCGGCGCAUCAUCCCAAACUGGGGCUUCCUGAAGCAGCUGAGAGAGCUGGAUGAACACCUGCUGGAGCAGAGAAGAGCUCAAAACACACAAGUGGAGAAGAGCGCAGACAUUUAAACAUCCAAACCAAAAACAUUUACAAAUAUUAGAUGGGUUUCAGUUUCAAAUAUUUCAGUUUGCAUUUCCUAAUGUACACAGUGGUGCUUGCAAAGCAGCUAGUGAAUAGUGUUAAAGUUUUAGGUAGAUUUAUGUUUAUUCUAGUUCUAUGACAAUGAAACAUGACACACACACUUUAAAACACAGAUGUACAACUUAGCAACAAUUAAAAUCUAUUUAUUAAACUGG